Messenger RNA from Penicillium daleae, 1128 nucleotides. RefSeq lists its product as uncharacterized. The coding region runs from base 1 to 1128 and encodes 375 amino acids. The transcript has a single exon. The record is from RefSeq and is a predicted model, not a curated record. NCBI's taxonomy places the organism in Eukaryota, Fungi, Ascomycota, Eurotiomycetes, Eurotiales, Aspergillaceae.
AUGGCGCGACUAUUGGACCUUCCGGAUGAGCUGAUCUUAUUCAUUGUUAACUACGUGCAAGCAGGCAAUGAACAGACAACAUUGCCAUUCUUUGAAUGGGGAGAUGCGUAUAGAAGCGCGAUUGAACAGAAUCCAUCACAACGAGUCAAGGACCUGCGCUCUUUAUACCUUGUGUCACGUCGCUUCAACAAUUUGUUAAAACCAACCUUCUACCGCAACCUCUGCGUUCAUGCACCUUCAUUUCGCAAUCACCCUCUGGGCCAGCUGGAGCGUACACUUGAGACUGAUCCAAAUCUUGAAGAACAUAUCGUUUCAGCGAUUGUCCCUUGCAAAGACUCAAUACUUGACAUUUAUCGCUUUUUCUGGUUCCCCAACAUUCAGACACUCACCGUUCUCCGGUUCAACGACUGGGAGCCUUUGGAGUUUGAAGAUGAUUCAUAUGUUGGCACAUCACCGGUCACGACGCUGAAAUUGAUAGGUUGCGGAGCACAUGAGGAAGCUUUGGCCGCUGUACUGAGCUGGCCAGCCGCACUGGAAGUGCUCCAUUACGACGCUGAGCAAGGCGAGUGGGAAGGCCACUAUGGCGAUGAGCCCGCCAAAAGCUGGACAUGCGCUACUUUUGUACGAACCCUGCAGCCACACAAGGAGACUCUAAGGGAAUUGACCCUCACACGGCCGUGGCUCGAUCAUGAAGGGUUGGGCAACGGACCACGCAUUGACCUGAGCAAUUUCACGGCUCUGACCACGCUCCGCAUCUACCAAGUCUUUCUAUGCGGAUGGGACGACUGCCUCGAGGCCUGGAAAGGCCUUCCUCGUAACCUGGAGGAAUUGGAGGUCUUUUACGAUGAUACGGUCCUCACCAGGUUCGAUGAAGAUGAGUUUCUGCAGGGCCUAGUGGUGCACAAAGAGGCUCAUUUACCCCGGUUACGGACAGUGUCGAUCAACUCACCCGAGAUGCAAUGGGAAGACCCUCAACCUUCCGGUCCAUGGACACCGCCCUCUCCUCUGGCGCGAGCGUUUGAAAAUGCAGGCGUGAAUUUAGCCGUGUGGUUGGGCGCUACUGAAGCUCCAAAAUUUGAAGAACUGGACAUUCCUCAGCUUUUCGACCCAUCGAGAACAAGGCGCUGA